Sceloporus undulatus (fence lizard) is the source of this 2117-nucleotide messenger RNA. RefSeq lists its product as uncharacterized. NCBI's taxonomy places the organism in Eukaryota, Metazoa, Chordata, Lepidosauria, Squamata, Phrynosomatidae. The transcript is spliced from 5 exons. The record is from RefSeq and is a predicted model, not a curated record. The coding region runs from base 209 to 1819 and encodes 536 amino acids.
AUAAAAAGGAAAAGGAGGAGGAGGAGGAGGCUGGAACUUAUAAAGACGUGAAGGUGCUGCUGCUGCUGCUUCUUUCAGCGUUGUGGCUGCCAAAGAUUUCAUAGGGAAGCUGUUAAUUCACCUGUCGGCAAGGACUUCUUUCUGCCUUGAGGCUCUUGUCUAUUCCAGACUGUAUACAUUUCUCAGCAGCAGAAACUUAAAAACUAUCAUGAUGGAGACAGAUGUACAAUUUAUGAUAAAAAUCCUUGAGGAGCUGGACCAGAACGAAAUGCGCAAACUCAAGUCCUGGAUGAAUACAGUCGGGCUAAAUGAGGAGAGAAUCCCCGAAGGUAAACUAGAGGACAGCGAUGUAGUGAUGAUGGCUAAGCUGAUUUGGGGCCAUUUCCACCCAAAACAUUUGGAAGCACUUCAGCAUGGAUUGGAAGAUAUUCCAAAUAAACCACUUGUCAAGAAAGUCUCUAAUAAAAUAGAAGCUGCAAAGAAGGAACAUGGAAAUCAGACUGAAGAAGUGGAUGGUGCCCCAGCAGAGAAGUUAAACUUCACUGAACAGCCAUCAUAUAAAGGUGAUUUCAGACUUUCUGAUAUGGAAGUCUAUGCUACUGAAAAUCAAGAUCUAUUGAUAAAGGACCUAAAAGAGCAUCUGGAACCCAGUGCAUUUAAAAUACUGGAAGAAGACCUGGCUAGGAGGGCACUGAAGAAUGCUUUUAUGUUUACUGGUCCACAGUAUUACACUCUUUUAAUCAAUGAAGACAUAAAAUGUUUUUUUGAUAAUGUCAUUGCUAGUAAAAAAUCACAAAAGGUACCCUCCAAAAUUCUUGAUAUAUUGUUCUUCCCUAAUAAAAAUAAAAGAAAAAGAGAGGCUGUGGAUGAACAGCAAUCUAAUUUGCUGUCUGCACAGAAGAUGAGUCAGCCAAGAGACAAGAAACCAGUUCUUUCUAGUCCUUUUAGUUCUACAGGUGAACAGAAACCAAGUGAUGAAAGGAAAGAACUGCCAACUAAUAAAGAAAAGGAAGAUGCACAAAUAUUCAAAGAGGACACCUUCACUACAAAUGAUCAUGGAUCAGAAGUCAAAAGGCAAGAAUCUCUAGCUAAUAAUGAGAACAAUAUCCGCAUCUCCACACAGAACACCUCUACUGACGAUCUUGAUGUCAAUUAUGAUGAUGAGGAAGCAAGAGAUUACAAGAAAGAAUUGCCAGCAAAUAAACAAAAACAAAUCUCCAAAGUGGGCACAUUUGCUGAGUAUCGUGAUGUUGAUUGUGAUGUGCAGAAACCUGUAUAUGAAAGUAAAAAGAAUACUGCUAGUAAAAAAACUGACAAAGUACCAGAAAAUGAGCGAUAUAAAGCGUUAGUGAGGGCGAUCGGGAAACAUUAUAAAGAAAAACGAUACUGUUUGGAUUUAAUCGGCAUUCGUCAUCAUAAAAAAUAUCACUGCUUUAUAGCUCAAGAUGUACUACUGUUUAGAUUAGCAGAGGAAACAGAAUACCGUAUUUUACGGAGUUUGCAGGAUAAAAAAGAUCUUACUUCUAAAGACAAGCCGAAGAAGAAUGUGGAAUUUGAGCUGCAGUUUAACAUGGCUAUUCUAGGUAUUCAAUGUUCUGAACUUCUAUCUGAUAACAUUUUACAUAGAGUGAAAGCUCGGUUUUUUAGAGAAUCUGAAGAGUUUUUAGAAAAUAUUGUGUCACUAAUCGUACUUCCUGUUCUGGCUCUGUAUAAGAGGGUAAAGCUGGAUACUUUGCAAAGUCUAGGGGCAACCAAAGACAUUUUGCUGCCUAGAAUGGAACAGCAAAAGGCAACCCAAAUACAUGUACGUAGUGCCUAAAGCUGAUCAAACAAUUUUGGCAUUUGAAACAGAAACUCCCACAAAUGGCUUUUCCUUCACAGAUAACAAAUCAUUCAUUAUGACAUUUAAUAUCUGUUGCCUGAGUUAGUCUCUUCACGUUGCUUAAUGUGGUCUUGCCAGAAGGCUGAGAACACAAAUUUAUACAUGUAUUCUCAGAAAUAAGUUACACUGUGUUUGCUUAGGACACACACACACACACACACACACACCACAAUACCACACUGCACUGUUGUAGUACUAUUAUUCCACUUUUACUGCUAUGGCUGCCUCCUGUGGA